This is a messenger RNA of Babesia microti strain RI, 1614 nucleotides long. RefSeq names its product T-complex protein 1 subunit zeta. The record is from RefSeq and is a predicted model, not a curated record. Lineage: Eukaryota; Apicomplexa; Aconoidasida; Piroplasmida; Babesiidae. Gene Ontology annotation, biological process: protein folding. Gene Ontology annotation, cellular component: chaperonin-containing T-complex. The coding region runs from base 1 to 1614 and encodes 537 amino acids. Gene Ontology annotation, molecular function: ATP hydrolysis activity; ATP-dependent protein folding chaperone; ATP binding. The transcript has 5 exons.
AUGGCAGUAAAUAUAUUAAACAGUAAAGCGGAUACAAUCCGUUCCAGCGCGGCCUUGCUAACUACAAUUUCCGCUGCUAAAGGAUUGUAUGAUAUAUUGAAAUCAAAUUUGGGACCCAAGGGUACAUUCAAAAUGCUAGUCAGUGGUUCAGGCUCAAUAAAGAUAACCAAGGAUGGCAAUGUUUUAUUGAAUGAAAUGAUGAUAAGACAUCCAACAGCUACAAUUUUGUGCCGCGCUGCUACAGCAAUGGAUGAGAUAACAGGUGAUGGUACCACAAGCAAUGUGUUGUUAGCAUCGUGCCUAUUAAAGAAUAGUGAAGAAAAUAUCUUGUAUGAAAAUGUCCACCCUAAAUUCAUUUGUGAUGGAUUUGAUAUAGCAAGGGAAGAGGUUCUUAAGGUUCUAGAUGAAAUUUCGGUGGAUGUGCCAUUGGAGACUACUAACGGCGGUAGAACGGAUUGGGAAAUGUUAGAAUGCGUCGCGAAAACUUCUAUAAGAACUAAGAUAAACCUUAAGUUAGCAGAUGUAGUGACAUCACAAAUUAUGGAGGCAAUCAAACUUAUAUAUCGUCCUGGUCAAUUAAUUGAUCUAUUCAUGUUGGAGAUUUUACAAAUGAAGCAUAAAUUAAGUACUGAAACUAAGUUGAUAAGAGGAAUGGUGUUUGACCAUGGUGCCAGACAUCCCGAUAUGCCAAAAAUGGUUAAAAAUGCAUACAUUCUCACCUUAAAUUGUUCUCUAGAAUAUGAAAAAUCCGAAGUUUUUUCUGGUUUCUUCUACUCCAAUGCACAACAGCGUGAUAAAUUGGUUACUUCAGAGCGAAAAUUUACCGAUGAAAAGGUUGAAAAGAUUCUUGAGCUAAAACGCAAAGUAUGUGACGAUAACACAUCAUUUGUCGUAUUAAACCACAAAGGCAUCGAUCCAAUUGCUUUAGACAUGCUGGCAAAGGAAGGUAUCAUUGCUUUGAGACGUAUCAAAAGGAGAAAUAUGGAACGAUUAACUUUGUGUUGUGGUGGCAAUGCAUGCAACAGCGUAGAAAAUUUGACAAAGGAAGAUUUGGGAUUUGCAGAAAUGGUUUAUGAGGAGAUGCUAGGAGAGGACAAAUAUACUUUUGUUGAAGGGGUUAAAAAUCCUUCCAGCUGCACAAUCCUAAUCAAAGCUCCAAAUGAGUAUUCCAUUACUCAGAUCAAGGAUGCGAUAAGAGAUGGUGUAAGAGCGGUAAAUAAUUCUUUGUUAGAUGGAAAAGUUGUACCUGGCGCUGGUGCUUUUGAAAUUGCCGCUUAUUCCAAACUAAUGGACCUAUCAAGACAAACGAAAGGAAGUUUAAAGUAUGGCGUAUCUAUUUUUGCCGAAAGUUUAUUAUGCGUCCCUAAAAUCCUGGCAGAUAAUGCAGGGCUAGACUCUAAGGAGAUUGUAUUAAAUAUUAUUGACUUGCAUAAGAAAUCUGGAAGACCAUUGGGGAUAGAUUUGGAAACUGGAGAACACAUUUCCCCGAGUAUAGCAGGCAUAUGGGAUAAUUAUUGUGUGAAACGGCAAGUGGUGACUAUAGCUUCCACUGUUGCUCAGCAACUUCUACUUGUGGAUGAGAUAAUGAAGGCCGGGAAAAGUAUGAAAAAUUGA